Messenger RNA from Hibiscus syriacus, 1491 nucleotides. Its product is annotated as homeobox-leucine zipper protein HAT3-like. The record is from RefSeq and is a predicted model, not a curated record. Lineage: Eukaryota; Viridiplantae; Streptophyta; Magnoliopsida; Malvales; Malvaceae. Bases 234 to 1121 code for a protein of 295 amino acids. The transcript is spliced from 4 exons. Gene Ontology annotation, biological process: regulation of DNA-templated transcription. Gene Ontology annotation, cellular component: nucleus. Gene Ontology annotation, molecular function: DNA-binding transcription factor activity, RNA polymerase II-specific; sequence-specific DNA binding.
CCAAAAAGGCUGUUGUUAAGACCACCUCUGGCUGCUAAAGCUCAAGUCAUUUUCUACCCUUCUUUUCUCACGCUUUGCGUUUUCUCAGAAUCCAAACACUCGAGGGAGGGAAAGGGGAAAAAACCCAGAAAGGAGGAGGUUAAAAAGCUGAGAACUUUGGUCGGUUUUACUCGGGAAAGUUGAGUUUUUAUUUUUCGUUUUUGGUUGGCUUUGGAAGACUAAGAAGAAGAGAUAUGGGUGAUAAUGAUGACGGUUUGGGGUUGAGCUUGGGAUGUGCUCAAAAUCAGCCUUCUUUGAAGUUAAAUCUCAUGCCUUUAGCUUCGCCCCGCAUGCAAAAUCUUCAGCCCAGGAAUACUUGGAAUGAGCUGUUUUCGUCUUAUGAUCGACACUUGGAUACAAGGUCAUUUCAUCGAGGAAUCGAUGUGAACCGGGCUCUCACAACUGUCGAUUGCGGGGAAGAAGGUGGCGUGUCGUCGCCUAACAGCACCAUUUCUAGCAUAAGUGGAAAGAGGAACGAGAGAGAGAACGUGGGUUAUGAAACAGAGGCCGAUAGACCUUCUUGCUCUCAGGCUAGCGAUGAUGAAAAUGGCACUGCCGGGGAUUCCUCCAGAAAGAAACUCAGGCUUUCCAAGGAACAGUCCUUGUUGCUGGAAGAGACCUUCAAGGAACAUAGCACCCUUAAUCCGAAACAAAAGUUGGCACUGGCAAAAGAAUUGAAUCUGAGGCCUAGGCAAGUGGAGGUUUGGUUCCAGAACAGAAGGGCCAGGACAAAGUUGAAGCAGACGGAAGUUGACUGUGACUAUCUCAAGAAAUGUUGCGAGAAUCUGACGGCAGACAACCGGAGAUUGCAGAAGGAAGUGCAAGAUCUUAGAGCAUUAAAAUUAUCCCCACAGCUGUACAUGCACAUGAACCCUCCUACUACACUCACUAUGUGCCCGUCUUGUGAGCGUGUGGCGGUUUCUUCUUUGUCAUUGACGCCAACCUCUGCGGUAGCUGCCUUGUCCGUCCCCAACCCUACUUCAGCCAUUUGGAACCAACAACAGCCGUUGCCUGUUAGUCCUUGGGCAGCAAUGCAGAUUAGUGAUCGACCCUUUAAUCCGGCCUCUGCAUCUAGAUCCUAAUCACAUAUAUAGUCAAUGGUGGUGGGUACUGAUUAGGGUACCAUUUUUAUUAAAGCCUUGUUUCUUUUUGGACUAUAAAAAGGGGAUGUAAAGGGUGGAGUAGUGAUAGAUGCUUAUGUUUAUCAACAAGGAGGGGAAGGAGAUAAGGAAGUGUGACAGAAGAAUCUGGGUUAAUAUUGUUAUGAUGUUUUUUUUUGGAAGGCAAAGGUGAGAAGCAGAAAUGAAAGGAUGGGGAUAACAUCAACAGAUUCUAAUGAAUGAAUAAUAAAGAUAUGGAAAGAUAAGACUUUGUUUUAACCCUUUUGUUAACUUAUUGGUAGCUUUUUACAUGUGAAUUGUUGUCCAAUGAAACUUUGGUCAGAUUCCCAUU